UGCUCAUCAAACACGAACCACCAAGAAAUGGGAACGUUCCCCGCAGUCCGAGCGGGCAAUCCGCGACGAUCCCUGGCAAGAACCACGGGCCGACGAGCCAACCCCUGAAGCGCCCACGAGAUCCGAGGUUGGCGAUCCCAAAGACUGGUUUCAUAUGCAACUGGCUUUUGUAUGAGAGUCGAAACUACAUAAGCCCUGGCAACCCACCUCAGUUGCACUCAUGACAGACACAUCUCAUCUAUUCAUCAUGGCUACCCCAACUGGAUUCAUCGGCAACCUGACUCAGGAUCAGGAAGCCAAACUGCAACAGCUUUGGUCGAUUGUUUUGACUUUGCUUGAUGUGAAGUCCCUUCAGAAUGGCAAUCCCGCCCCAGGACAACCCGAGCGCCAAAGCACGUCGCUCUCCCGGGCCGAUACCGCUGUCUCCGCGAAUGGCCAGGGGGCCUUUACGGAAGACUUGUCCCGAGUCCUGCAGAAGAACGGCAUGAGCAGCGCCGACAUCAAGGGUAUCCGGGAGACGUUGAGCAACACGUCGAUCGACGAGCUCCGCUCUGGCUUGCUGUACAUCGCCAAGCAUGAUUCCCCGGACGUUCUCCUCCUUCGCUUCCUACGCGCUCGCAAGUGGGACGUUGGCAAGGGCUUCGGGAUGAUGCUGCGGGCGAUGGUGUGGCGCCGGAACCAGCAUGUCGACGACAAGGUGAUUGCCAACCCGGAGUUGGACGCCCUGGUCACAUCGCAGAACACGGUGGAUACGGCCGCAGCCAAAGAGUGCAAGGACUUUUUGGAUCAGCUGCGCAUGGGCAAGUGCUACAUGCACGGUACCGACCGGCAGGGCCGGCCUGUCCUGGUGGUGCGCGUGCGAUUCCACCAGCCCUCGAAGCAGAGCGAGGCGGUGAUCAACCGUUUUAUUCUACACACGAUUGAGACGGCGCGGUUGUUGCUGGCGCCUCCAACGGAGACAGUGACCAUCAUCUUUGACAUGACAGGCUUUGGUCUUUCCAACAUGGAAUAUGCACCGGUCAAGUUCAUCAUCGAGUGUUUCCAGGAGAAUUACCCCGAGUCGCUUGGCAACAUGCUCAUCCACAACUCUCCAUGGGUCUUCUCCGGCAUCUGGAAGGUCAUUAAAGGCUGGAUGGACCCGGUGAUCGUGUCCAAGGUCAACUUCACCAGCAAGGUAUCCGAUCUGGAAAAGUUCAUCGCGCCGGAACAGAUCCCGAAGGAGCUCAAGGGCAAGGAAAACUGGGCCUACGAGUACAUCGAGCCAGUGGCGGGCGAGAACGACCUGAUGGCGGAUACAGAGACCCGCGAUCGCAUCUUCGCCGAGCGCUUGAAGAUCGGCGAGGACCUACUGCUCCGCACAUCGGAGUGGGUGACCGCCAGGGAUGGAGCUGCGGCGGCGACGGCUAAGAGCCAGCGGACGGCGACGAUCGAGACCUUGCGGCAGAACUACUGGCAGCUGGACCCGUAUGUGCGCGGGCGCACGUACCUGGACCGGGUUGGCGUGGUCAAGAAGGGUGGUAAGAUUGACUUUUAUCCCAGCCCGGAGGCGCCGGAGCUGGCGGCGAAGAGCAAGGGGGUGCAGCAUUUUGAGGGCACCCAGGUCAAGGUGGUUGAUUUGCGGUGAUGAUACCGCUUGAAUGGUAUCAUCUUCAUCAAUUGGCCGGAUGGUGUAGUUGGUUAUCACGUAUCGUUAACACCGAUAAGGUCCUGGGAUCGAGCCCCAGUCUGGUCAUUGUUUUUGUUUUUUGGUGGUUCGGUUGGUGUUGGGGUGUUUGUUAUUUGUACUAAACCGGCUAGCGCGCCUCUGGGUUGUCCAAUCCGAGUCGCUUGAAUCUAAUUCUAUUUCUUUUCAU
This is a messenger RNA of Aspergillus ibericus CBS 121593, 1853 nucleotides long. Its product is annotated as CRAL-TRIO domain-containing protein. The transcript has 4 exons. The coding region runs from base 248 to 1624 and encodes 458 amino acids. The record is from RefSeq and is a predicted model, not a curated record. Lineage: Eukaryota; Fungi; Ascomycota; Eurotiomycetes; Eurotiales; Aspergillaceae.